AUGGACACCGAUAUCAAUACCACGAAGCUCGCCCCAACCCAGUCUCAAUCGUUGACUGAAGUGAGCGACCGCGUACAAGUUGUUUACCUCAGCGGUCCAAUCAGGAUCUUCUUACCAAUUAAUGAACGCGAAAAAACCGAACCCUUGGCUCACAAUAAGCGCGACUCUUGCUCUAAGUCAUGCCCGGCGGUUACUGACAGCGCAAGCGCCGCCAACAACGAGGCUUUUCAGCUUCAUCGCCCCAUCAACGAGCCUUCUCUUGAAAGUUGUGGCAAACUCAGCUACAUUGACUCUACUUCCAGCAAGCGCACUGCCAACUGUCCUUCCACUGCUAUGGAAGAAUCAUCUACAGUCAAGCAGCCAGACUGCAAUCACCCCUCCGAAACUUUGUCACCUUUCUGCCCUUACAUCGCUGGAAAUGAGAUUCUCCUCAGAAGUCCCACGAGCGAUAACUCAAUCAAGGCCGUGAUCGUCAAAUACUUUCCGGCAACUCUUUCCUGCUGUAUGGUGAUUCGCUUUGUCGAGCCACCCGUCUUCAACAACACAUCUGAAUGCGUGCUCAAGCUGUAUGACCGCCGCUUCUCGACCCAACAUCGGGAAGAUUGGGAAGUAUCUCCUUGGACACCCGAGCUCGAGAAGGAGUACCAGGACUUUGUGGAGUGCGGUGACGCUGAGGAGUUCUUCAGCUAUUGGGACGCUGAAAAGGAGCGAGAUAGUGAAUGGUCAGCAGCUUGUGUGGGAAAUCACGACAGAUGGAGUGUUGCAAAGCAAGAGGCGUAUCUGCAAUGGGAUGCGGUAGACACCUACGAGACGGAGAAGAAAGCCUAUGAGCACAUGGCCGAACUGCAAGGAGAAGAUGUACCCAGAGUGUUUGGCGAGGUUUUUCUUGAUCAGCCAGCCGCUCAUCAGGAUCAGCGCGACGGUUAUGAAGCUGGCAAAGACGAGACCGAAAGCACUCGCGAAGAUUUUGACAUCAAACCUCAAACCAUCAACAUUCCCGGCAUCCUCAUCCAGUACAUCAACGGCUUCCAUCUCACCGACCUGCACGAACAUCUGCCUCAAGACUGCUGGCAAUCGAUUGUCGACACAUCCAUCGAGAAACUCCACCACAUCCAGGAAUGUGGCAUCCUCAAUCGCGACCUCAACACCCGCAGCUUCAUGGUCGAUUCUUUCACUCACAAAGUCAUGAUGAUAGACUUCGGCAUCGUCUCGUUCCGUGAAGACUCCGAGGAUGACACAGAGUGGGAGAGGCUCCAGGCAGAACAAGACGAAGAAGGCGCUCUUGCUCUGCCCAUGCAGACUUACUUGAAGAAAAGAGGCGGAGGAAAUAUCAUCUACAAGCCCAGUGAACAGUAUUGGACACUGAAGUACCGUUACAGAGGCAUGGAAGGCGAGAGAGAGGGCGGUACAAAGGAAGAGGAAGAGUACAUGAAGAAGCACAAAGAUUUUGUCUUCAAGUGA
Aureobasidium melanogenum CBS 110374 is the source of this 1461-nucleotide messenger RNA. RefSeq lists its product as uncharacterized. The record is from RefSeq and is a predicted model, not a curated record. The transcript has 2 exons. The coding region runs from base 1 to 1461 and encodes 486 amino acids. Lineage: Eukaryota; Fungi; Ascomycota; Dothideomycetes; Dothideales; Saccotheciaceae.